AUGACAACACCAUCAACAGCAGCAGCAGCAACAACAACAUCAUCAAUAGCGGCAAACAUAGACGUGUUUGAUCCAUCGCCAUAUGAGAAUGAUCAUGACUUACUACUACAAAAAGCAAUCGACUUUUGUAUGGCAAGAGAUCAUUUAUGGUGUAAACAUCCAUCCGCAGUCAAAGCAAUAUUAGCAGAUAUAUGUCAAGCUCCUGACCAACUUCGAAAUCAUCUAUCUGAACAACUUUCAAGAUGUUUAGAUUGUAUCAUCAAAUAUCAUAGAGAAAAGAAAUUAAUGAGGGAUAAAUAUUUGUCGGAAUUUACCACAGACAGUGUCGAUGAACUAUACAAUGAACUUAAAAAGGGUGAUCAGAAUCGGUUGCUAGUAUCACUCGAUCGUUAUGGUCACGAUACUGCUAGAUUGGUCAAUAUCUUUCACGAACUACUCCAUCAACCAGAAUUAUUAGAGGAACCGAGGUUAUACGUUUUGUUCAAGGAAAAGUUGUCAUCGACCGUUACAGAUUACGAUGUGUCAUUUGGUGAUCCAGGUAAAAAGGUGCCUGGUGUCUAUGUCUUGCUUAUGAGUGGUGACAAGGUGUUGAUCGAUUGGGCAAUCUGUCAUCUCAAAGACAAUGAUGGAAAGAUUGAUGGGGAGGAAUUUCAUGUCAUUCAUCCAAUCUUUGAAAGAUGUGUAUCAAAGAUAAAGAAUUAUCAUAAAAUACGAAUAUUACAACAAAAGAAUACAACUACAACAACAACAACAACAACAACUACCAAUAAUAAUAAUACCACUUCAGCAGUAACAACAGAAGAUGAAUUUAUUUCCUAUUUUUCUGAUGAUAUCAAUCAUUUUUGGAGUGGAUUUCAAUUAUUUUUAGAAUAUAUUAAUAAUGAUACUUUAAAGAAUGGAAUAAUUCAAUAUUUUCCAAUGUUUAUUGAUAUUAUAUUAUCAGAGAUUGAUGUAGUACCCAAACCAAUGAUAAAUCAUCAUUAUCUAUCAUGUAUCAAUCAAUUGUUAUCAGUUUUUGGUAAUGACAUUUGGAGCUAUUCACAAAAAUAUACAGCCACCACCUAUUCUCAAUCAUUGUUUGAUCUCUUUACGCUGUAUCGAGAUGAGACGAUUAUCAACAAAUGUUUUCAAAUAUUUUCACAAAUCCUUUUAUACGUUAGAGAGGAUAAUUCUCCCGAAGCAAACUUUCUUCGUCAAACAUUGAUUGAAUUCUUUUUAAAAGAAAGUAAUUUAAAUUCAAAUCAAGAACAUCUAUACAACAAAUCUCAAAUUAAUCAAACUGUCAAAAUUAAAUCAUUUUCAAUUUCAAUGGAUAUUUUAAUGACUUGUUAUCAAUUAAAACAAUUUCCAAUAGUUAAAGGAUGGGAAGAAAGAUUAGUUUAUUAUGCAAUUCAAUACCCAGCUUCAAAUAAUAAUAAUAAUCAUAAUAAUAAUCAAAAAAACUAUCAUUCCUCUUCAUAUAAUAAUAAUAAUAAUAAUCAUUCUUCUUAUAAUAAUAAUUAUAAUAAUAAUCAAUCAAAAAAUUCCAUGUAUAGUCCAUCACUUGAAGAUAUUAUAAAAGCAGAAAAUCUUUUAAAUUCAAUUUUAGUUUCAAAUGCAACAGAAUUAAGAUUAAGAUUUCAAUUAGUUUAUCAUUCUUCAAAUGAUACAAAACUGAAAAUUUUAAAAGAUGAUUGUUUAUUUUGGAGAGAUGAUAUUUGGAGAAUAUUAUUAUCACAAUCAUCACCAAAUACAAUUGGAUUUAAAAUUCAUGAAACAUUAUUUAAAUGUCAAAGAGUGUUGUGUUUAUUGACAAGUGGUAAUGAUAUUAUUAAUAAUAAUGUUCAUUUAUCAUCUGUACUUUCGAAUCCAAGUAAACGACCAGCACUAUAUCGAUACCUUCAUCAAUACCAAGAAUAUAUGAGUCAAUAUAUUGUACAAUUUGCCAAUCAAUAUCCAUUCAACACUCCCAAGGAACCAGGAAACGAAUACAUUAAACUCAACUUGUUGGACCAAGAAAACUUUGCAAGAUGUCUCUUUUCGUUGGUAGUUUCAUCGUCAGACGUUGUAAGAGAGAGUGCUAAAAAGUUGUUGCUCAAGAAAUACAACUCGAAAAAGACCAUUACAGAAGCUUUAAAGGCUGCCAUUGAAAAUUCACCAAACGAUGCAUUACUUGGUAUCAUUGGUAUCUAUAGAGACAUUGUUCUCAAUUUUGGAGCACCAUACAUUCAAAGUAGUUAUCAUUUACUCUUUUACUACUCGAAUCAUAUCUUUUACCAACUCAAAAACCAAUUGGCUCCAUCACACACACAGACCUACUUUCCUUUGAUGACCGAUGCCUUUUGGUGUCUUGUUGAACUCUUUUUCCAACAGAAUCAACUAUUCAAGAUUGAAGAUCUCUCCAACCUCUUUAUCCUCUUUACCGACUCGUUUUCAACCUUGUCGCUCGAGCAUUACACAUCCAUCACCAAGACAUCACAUACAGCCACCAAAGAGGAUGGCACCACUCCAGCAUUUCUAGUCAACCACCAACAACUUAUUUUCCCAACACUCGAUUCUUACCCUUCCUACAUGCGAUCACAUCUUGCUCGUCUCUUUGUCGAACAAAGCAACGAAGGUGUCAUCGAUCUUGAAGACAAUGGUUUAGAUGGUGAUGAUGGUCGAUUUAUCUAUCAAUACCAAUUACAAAACGGUGAUCAAUUGGCAACCAUCACCAACUACCCCGCCAUUACUACUCAAUUUGAUAAUUAUGAACUGUUGGCCGAUGAUAUCAAAUGUUAUUAUCGUCAAAGUGACUAUGAUGAUAAUAGCUCAAAAAUCUAUACUAGUAUCAUCAAUAAUCAUAGUCAUUGGAUUGAAUUAUUUAUCAAUUGGGGUGAUGAAAAUGUAAAUUGGGCAAAAUCUUUUAUUCAAAUUACAAAAUCAAUAUUAAAAAAUGAAAUACCACCAUGUACAUUUUUAUUGGAAUAUGUUGCAAAAUUAUCAAAAGCGAUUGCAGGUAAAAAGAUUCAAGAUGAUAUUAAACAAACUUUGGAAAAACAUUUGGUUGUUAUGAAUCAAUAUAAUAACCAACCAGUCAAACAACAACCUCCACCAGUUCAAAAAACAAUUCACAAGAAUCCAACAUCGGGAGGUGGAUUAGGGGGGCAUGGUGCUCCACAGUUGAUUAAAAGUUUACACUCUUCAUCACCAACCCUUUCUUUUACACCGACAUCAUCUUCUUCUUCUACUCCAUCACCACAAUUCUCUAGACAACACGCCAAUUCAAAAGAUUUUUCAAAUAUUAUUGGUGAAUUGUCAUCAAACAAUGCAAAUGUAUUUGAUUACUUUGAACAAACAAGUCGAUCCAUUCCAUUGGCCGAUAGAAAAAAAACAAAAAUCUUGGAUUUGGAUGUUCCAUUGUUUAGAAAAGACAAGGCCAGUAAAUACCAACAUCAAAUGGAAAAGUUCUUACCAAAAGUUGAAAACCUUCAUAAAAUCAUUUUAUCUUGGGAUCCUGCAAAUUUAAAUGAAAAUGAUACAAAAGGAUUAAGAUCAAUUCCAACAACAUUUGAAAAUUUAUCAGAAUAUAUUGAAAUUUUUGAACCAUUAUUAUUACAAGAAUAUAAAGGUCAAUUGAUAAAGAGUAUGGAAGAAAUGGAUAAUGUUUGUUACAAGUUGACAGUUGAAGAUGUUGCACGAGAGAAUGAUUUCCAUGUUUGUGAUUAUUUCUUUGAUCACAACCAAAGUUCCGAUGAAUUCUUUAUCGAUGAUUUGGUCAUCAUUUCAAAACCACAAUUUGGUGGAUCAAAGUUUGGUAAAAUUGAGAAAAAGGAGAAAAAGGAAAGAAAGGAAAUGAACAAUAUCAAAUGCAGUUGGAUCAAGGUACGAUUCUUUUUUGAAAAUGCUACUAGUUCCAAUGCCAACCCAAGUACAACGCUAAUUGGUCAACUCAAAAUUGGUAGUCAAUGGAAAAUGACUAAAUUAACAAGUCUUUCAACCGUCAACAGAGAGUAUAUGGCUUUACACACGGUUGGAAAGAUUCCUCUUGGUGCAUCAAUCAUUUCACCCAGUCUUUCACUAUCAUCCUAUUCACUUGAAAAUGCAUCGUCACGUGUAACUAUUCCCAAAAAGUUAGAGUCUGCUCUCAAAGAAUCUUUAAAUGACAGUCAGAUUGAAGCUAUCCACGCUUCUCUUACACCAAGUGGUUUCACUCUACUUCAAGGUCCACCAGGUACCGGUAAAACCAAGACUAUUAUCGCUCUCCUCUCUGUUCUCCUUCACACAAUGACACCAAUCAAAGAUGACUCUAAACUUAAAAAUCAAGCUCCUAUUAAAAUUCUUGUCACUGCUCCUUCCAAUGCUGCCGUUGAUGAAAUUGCUACUAGAAUUUUAGAUCAAAGAAUGUUAAAUCAAGAUGGUUUACCUUAUCAACCUUUUUGUAUUAGAAUUGGAAACAAACAACAAAUUAAUUCAACAGUUUCAAAAAUAAGUUUAGAUAAUUUAUUAAGUGAAGAACUUCAAAAAGAUGAUAACAAGGUUUCUCAAAUUCAACAAAGAGUUGCCUCCUUGCAUGAAGAAUCUGAAAAGACUAGAUCAGAAUUGGAUGAAGUACAUAAUAGAAUUAAUCAAUUAAGUACAGAAUUAAAAGUAUUACGUGAUGCUAAACAACCAACAGAUCAUAUUACUUCGGAAUUGACUAAACUACACAACAAAAAGUCAAUGUUGAAGUCUUCGAAAAACAACUUUGUCGAUCUAAGACGAGGCUAUGAUAAUUUGGAAAAUGAAAAGAGAUCAAUGCUUAGUAACAUGUUGAAUCGUGCAUCUAUUAUUUUGUCUACAUUGUCUGGUAGUGGUUACGAAUCAUUGUCGGCAGCAGUCAAACAAUUUGAUGUUGUCAUUAUCGAUGAAGCAGCCCAAGCUGUUGAAUUGUCUACAUUGAUUCCACUCAAACACAAUGUUAAAAAGUGUAUUUUGGUAGGAGAUCCAAACCAAUUGCCUGCCACUGUCAUUUCACGUAUUACGACCAACUUCCAAUACGAACAAAGUCUCUUUCAAAGAUUGUCACAAUGUGGUAUCCCCAUGCAAGUGCUCAAUGUUCAGUAUCGUAUGCAUCCAACCAUCUCUAGGUUCCCAUCGAAACAUUUCUACCACGGACAGAUCAAAGACGGUCACAAUGUGAUUGCACUCAACCACAACAUCUACAAAGAUGCUCGUUUUGGUCCAUUUAUUUUCUACGAUAUCACAGACAGUGUGGAAGACAGCAACCAAAGCUCACAUUCACUCAGAAACGUUCACGAAGCAAAGUUGGCAAAUCUCAUCAUCUCUCAAUUGCUCGUUCAUUUCUCAAAGGAUUGUGAAAAGCUUUCGAUCGGUGUAAUUACACCUUACAAACAACAACAAAUCGAACUCUCACGUAGACUUUCUCAUUUUAACAGUAUGGUCGAAGUAAACACUGUCGAUGGUUUCCAAGGUCGUGAAAAGGAUAUCAUUAUUUUCUCUUGUGUACGUGCUCACAAAGGUGGUUCAAUAGGUUUCUUGUCAGAUGUUAGAAGAAUGAAUGUCGGUCUUACACGUGCCAAAUUAUCGAUGAUUGUCAUUGGACAUACAAAUCUUUUAAUGUUAAAUAGUGAUUGGGGUGAAUUGAUUAAAUUUUCAAAACAAGUUCCAAAUGGAUAUUUCCCAAUUUCUUCUAGAUCAAUUGAAGACAAUCAAUUGCCAAUUGUUCCUUUAGUAUCUAAAAUUCCAUUUAAUAACCCACCAAAUAAUAAUAAUAAUAAUAAUAAUAAUAAUAAUGGUAAUAUGGGUGAUGAUGGUAAAAACAAAAAGCAUUAUAUGGAUGAUCAGAGAGGAGGACCAAACACAAUUAAAAAACAAAAAUAUUAA
Molecule: messenger RNA, 5844 nt
Organism: Cavenderia fasciculata
Lineage: Eukaryota; Evosea; Eumycetozoa; Acytosteliales; Cavenderiaceae
Product: putative splicing endonuclease
Exons: 10
Coding region: 1-5844 (1947 amino acids)
Biological process (GO): termination of RNA polymerase II transcription
Cellular component (GO): nuclear body
Molecular function (GO): transcription termination site sequence-specific DNA binding; protein binding; ATP hydrolysis activity
Source: RefSeq, a predicted model, not a curated record